Molecule: messenger RNA, 906 nt
Organism: Cyphellophora attinorum
Lineage: Eukaryota; Fungi; Ascomycota; Eurotiomycetes; Chaetothyriales; Cyphellophoraceae
Product: Protein RTA1
Exons: 1
Coding region: 1-906 (301 amino acids)
Cellular component (GO): membrane
Source: RefSeq, a predicted model, not a curated record
AUGGCCAAACUCAAGCCCAUCACCGGCACAGAAUACUUCCUCUGGAAAUACCUCCCCUCCAUCCCUCUGGCCGCGGCCUUCCUCGCCGCCUUCCUCAUCGUCACCACCAUCCACCUGACCCUCACGAUCCGCACCAAGACCCACUUCAACCACAUCCUCGCUAUCGGCGGCCUCAUGCAGGUCCUCGGCUACGCCGCCCGCAUCUGGGCGCACUUCUCCACCGAUACCAUCCCGCCGUACAUCAUGCAGUCCUGCUUGAUCAUCCUCGCGCCCGUGUUGUAUGCUGCGAGCGUGUAUAUGUGCUUGAGCAGGAUUAUAAGGAGUUCGGGAGGGGAGAGGUUGAGUUUGGUGCGGCCGAGGUGGAUCACACGGGUGUUUGUGCUGGCGGAUUUCGCGACGUUGAAUGUGCAGGGGAAUGGGGCUGGGUUGACGGGGAGUGAUACAAAGGCGGUGGCGAGGGCGGGACAGUGGAUUGUGAUUGCCGGGUUGGGAAUACAGGUUGCGACGGUGGGGUUUUUUGUGUUGGUUGCGGUGGUGUGGCAUAGGCGGAUGGGGAGGUGGGUGAGGGCUGAGGAGAGGAUGGAGGUGGAGUUGGUCAAUGACGGCCAGGCGAUGGGUGAUGGAAGCAUGGAAGGGCAGUCGAUGCCGUCGGAGCUGCCGCCAUGGAGGACCGGGUUGUGGAUGUUGUAUAUCUGUAGUGCCUUGAUUGGGGUGAGGAGUGUGUUCAGGCUGGUUGAGUAUGUGCAGGGGCCGGAAGGGUAUCUGCUGAGCAGAGAGUGGCCGACCUACUCUUUGGAUGGCAGCCUGAUGCUGCUUCUGCAGAUUGUGUAUGUGAUCUGGUUCCCGAAGGACUUCAAGGUGGAGAUGAGUGACCGGAGGAAGAAGUGGAUGCGGUUGUUGAAGUGA